UGCAAAUAAAGGAUAAGCUCUUUUUAUUUUCCUUUUAUAUUGUCGUAAUCAAAGUGUACCACGUCAUAGCUGGAUCACAUCCCCACACCAUAGUGACCCACCACCACCUCUUCCUCCCCUCAUCUCCUCCUAGCUCCUCCUUCUUAUACUUGCAUUGUUCUAGAACGAAGACUAUUGAUAGCGCUGUACUAUUUUCUCUUUAUUUUUCAAGACAGGUACCUCUUGUAUAUUUUCCCUCUGAAACUCAAAUUUGACUUGAAAUCUUGAAGUGAAGACUCACCAUUUUUGACCUUAGCCCAUAGCUGACCCCUUAAUCAGACAAUUUGAUUUUUUAUUGUUCCCACCUAAUUUAUAUUCCUCCAAGUCUCCAAGACGAUCCAUCUAAAUAAAUUGAGAGCUGAAGAAAGCCCAACCACCCACCUCCUUUCACAAAGAGAGAGAGAGAGAGAGAGAGAGAGAGAGGACAUGUCAAUUGCAUCUCCUCUGACUCCCCUAUUGCCAUACAUAACAUGCUUCAUAAUCUUGCUGGUCCUUGUAGAACAGAUCAAGUACAUAAGCAAGAAGAGGUCUAUCCCAGGGCCAAGCGUGGUCCUGCCCUUCAUAGGAAACGCAAUCGCAUUGGUCAGAAACCCAACCAAGUUCUGGGACCAACAAUCCAGCCUCGCCAAGUCCACCACCGCAGGACUCUCUGUGAACUACAUCAUCGGCAACUUCAUAGUCUUCAUAAGAGACACAGAGCUCUCCCACAAGGUCUUCGCCAAUGUUAGGCCCGACGCAUUCAGGCUCGUGGGCCACCCAUUCGGUAAAAAGCUAUUCGGUGAGCACAACCUCAUCUACAUGACGGGCCAAGACCAUAAGAAUCUCCGUCGUCGAAUCGCACCCAACUUCACUCCAAGGGCUCUUUCCACGUACACCGCGCUGCAGCAGAUCACAAUCCUCAACCAUCUUAAGUCCUGGGUUCAGCUCUCACACAAAGCCCAAGCCCCCAUUCCGCUCCGCGUUUUAGCCCGGGAUAUGAACUUAGAGACUUCUCAGACGGUCUUCGUUGGGCCCUACUUGACCCCCAAGGCCCGCCAGAGCUUCGAGAGGGAUUACUAUCUUUUCAACGUCGGUCUCAUGAAGCUCCCCAUCGACCUCCCCGGCAUGGCGUUCCGAAACGCCAGGCUCGCCGUCGAUCGUCUUGCCGGAACCCUAGCUACCUGCACGGCUAUGAGCAAGAAGAGGAUGGAGAACGGAGAGGAACCUUCGUGCUUAAUCGAUUACUGGAUGCAGGACACACUACGCGAAAUCGCAGAGGCGCAGCUCGCCGGAGAUACUUCACCUCCGCCGUAUUCCUCUGACGCCGAGAUUGGUGGAUACCUCUUUGACUUCCUCUUUGCGGCUCAGGACGCGUCCACGUCGUCGCUUCUGUGGGCGGUGACGCUGCUGGACUCUCAUCCUGAUGUGUUGGCCAGGGUGAGGGACGAGGUCGCCGGAAUCUGGUCGCCUGAGUCCGACGAACUAAUAACGACGGACCAGUUGAGGGAGAUGAGGUACACUCAAGCGGUGGCUCGUGAGGUGGUGAGAUUCCGUCCGCCGGCGACUCUGGUGCCGCACAUCGCGGCGGUGGAUUUCCCGUUGACUGAAAACUACGUGGUUCCGAAGGGCGCGAUCGUUUUCCCGUCGGUUUACGAGUCAUCGUUUCAGGGAUUCCCUGAACCGGACCGAUUCGACCCGGACCGGUUCUCAGAGGAGAGACAAGAGGACCAGAUUUAUAAAAGAAACUUUCUGGCGUUUGGUGCUGGGGCCCAUCAGUGCGUGGGCCAGAGGUAUGCCUUGAAUCAUUUGGUUCUGUUCAUAGCGAUGUUCGCCUCGUUGAUCGAUUUCAAGAGAGAUAGAACGGACGGCUGCGAUGAUAUUGCAUACGUCCCCACCAUCUGCCCCAAAGACGAUUGCAGGGUGUUCCUGUCUAGGCGUUGCGUACGUUAUCCUUCUUUCCCCGGGCACUGAAUUACCGUAGUGCCCUUCUUCGCCCUUUGCAUUGUUUGUUAAUUGUGUCGGCCUUUGCCUUUUCUUUUUUUUCAAAAUUUUCAUUUUAUUCAUUUGUCAUUUAUUAGUGUCAAG
Arachis ipaensis is the source of this 2103-nucleotide messenger RNA. RefSeq names its product cytochrome P450 710A1. Lineage: Eukaryota; Viridiplantae; Streptophyta; Magnoliopsida; Fabales; Fabaceae. Gene Ontology annotation, biological process: sterol metabolic process. The record is from RefSeq and is a predicted model, not a curated record. Gene Ontology annotation, molecular function: heme binding; iron ion binding; monooxygenase activity.